AGUGAUGAUGAUGGUGAUGAUGAUGAUGGUAGUUGUGAUAGUGGUGAUGAUCGUGAUGAUGAUGAUAGUGGUGAUGAUCACUAUAAUAAUGGUGGUGAUGGCAAUGAUGGUGGUGAUGAUAAUGGUGAUGAUGAUGGUGGUGAUAAUAAUGGUAAUGAUAGUGGUGAUGAGAGUGAUGAUGAUGGUGAUGAUGAUGAUGGUAGUUGUGAUAGUGGUGAUGAUCGUGAUAAUGAUGAUAGUGGUGAUGAUCACUAUAAUAAUGGUGGUGAUGGCAGUGAUAGUGAUGAAAUAAAAUAA
Molecule: messenger RNA, 297 nt
Organism: Paramuricea clavata
Lineage: Eukaryota; Metazoa; Cnidaria; Anthozoa; Malacalcyonacea; Plexauridae
Source: the annotation of a GenBank genome assembly